AGGUGUAGCUGUGCAGUUCCGCCCUCUGCUGCCUCUGCCACUGGGAAAGACUUCUUUGCCACUGCUGGGUCCGGCCAGGUUGGGCCAGGUCCUGCCCGGUCCUGCCCGGUCCGGCCAGGUCCGCAGCGAGCGGUCCUUCGCUAUGGACACGGUAUCAGCCACUGUAGCCUGGGUCUUCACGUCCCCGGGCACCCCCGAGCUGCUGAAGCCCCUGUCGAAGCUGUAUUCGGCCUUUGUAACCCUGCUACUGAAGCUGGUUGCAGUGUUACCUGAGAAUCUCCAGCCCGGGCCUGGAGACUUUUAUGGGCUCCCCUGGGAGCCUGUAUUGCUCACUACCUGUGUUGGAAUCCUUAUGCUUGUGAUUUUCUUGUGGAGGAAUGUUUUUCCAGUGAGUGAAUUAACUUGUUCUUUGACUUCUGAAUAUAUUGAGGAUUCUAUUAUCAUUGCUGCUACCCAGCAGGGCUCUCAGGCUCCGCCCUGCAGCUUCACACCCUGCCCCGGGCUCACUUCCUCCCACUCCCUGAGGUCACAUGGCUCUGAGGGGACACUCCUGAUCCUGGAGAGCACAGUCGCCCUCCCCCCCACGCCCCUCAGCUGGCACUGCGCUCUGCUGUCCUAUACUGUUUAUAGCACUCGGAAGGAGAAGACAGAGUCUGCAUUACAGAGAAGUGCAGUGAUCGCUGCUGUGGUAAAGGAGAGAAUAUACCAAGGUGGGGAAAAUAAAAAGGCUCACAUGCAGCAGCUGAUGGAUGUCUCCCGGACACAUCCCACAAUAUCCAUAUUUCAGAAAGAUCUCCAACUCCUGCAGUUGAAGCUGAGAGCCUCCCUGUCUGCCAAAUGUGAUCUGGAAGACCAGAUCAUGGAGCUAGGUGAGGACUGCGGCACGCUGCAGGCAGACAAGGCCUGGCUGGAGGAGGAGUUUAGCAUGCUGCAGCAGAAGGUGGAGAUCCUGAAGGAGCUGUCCCACCAGAAGGAGCUGGAGCUGCAGAAAAUAUUGAGUCAGGCGGAUUGUGCACAGCAGCAGCGAGAGCAGGCGUUGUUGGCUGUGGAUGAGAAGGUGGUGCCGGCCACAGAGGAGGUGAAAAUCUACAAAAUCGGUGAAAUGGAAGCAGAAUUAGAGAAAACAGAGCAUUCAUUUAAAAACCAGCUUGCUACUGAGAAGAAAAAAGCCCAUGAGAACUGGCUGGCCUCUCUGUCUCCACAACUCAGAGCCCGAAAUGCAGAGCGCCUGGUGGCAGAUGAGAAGCGGCAGGCUGCCAACCUGCGGCAGAGGCUGGUGGAAAUUACCCAGAAGCUGGAUAUGCUUAAAGAGGAGCCUGGGAUCAUCAAGCGGAUGCCGGACUGUCCUGGAGUGCAGAACGCGCCCCACAGAGGUCCCCUGAGCCAGAAGGGCUGCUUUAGCCAGUCCCCUGAGAGUGGCGGUGAGUGCUCCCUGCCCCCAGGCGCAGAGCCUCCUGGAUGGCUGCCCUCUGGGAGCCUGAACUUCGCAUGCUGCGACAUUGCCAGAGCAGACUUCGAUCCCGGCCCUGGCCCCGUGGCCAACAGCAGCUCCCGCGGUUCCUCCCCAGCGAAGGACAUGGACAACGCCAAGGUGAGCAUGGCCGUGAAGGGGCCCCCAGCCCAUCCAGGGCCCCUGUUCCUGGGAGGCCCCAUGCCGCCCCACGUGGGCUAUGGGUCACCGCUGUCACCACUGCUCUGCAGGCCCUUCGGGCCUCGGCCGAUGCCUCCUAGGCCACCGCCACCAUUCGCUGCAGCCCGCCAGACUCGAAGCACGAGGCCCAGCACUCUGAGCCCAGUGCAGCCUCCACAGCUGCUUGGACCAGAAGGGCCCUUCCGACAGAGCCGAAGUGCCAGUCUCACCGGGGUGGUCACCCGGGACACCACCAGGCGGCUGGCACUGGGAGAAGGGAGGUGCAUCACUCGACUUCCUGGUGCAGGGGAAGGGAAACCCUUGCAGCAGACCUGGGCUGCUCCUCAGGACGUGUAUGCAUGUCCCUCUUGCUUUCCAGUCGCACGCAUGGGCCCACCACUGGGCUUAAGAGACUAUGCGCCCGGCAUGCUGCCCAGACGCCACGACCUGACACUACAUCCCCGAGAGUUCUUGCCGGAACCUGUGCCAUUCAGGCCUCCAGGCCCGCUCGGCGCCCGAGCAUAUUUCAUUUCGGAUCCGCGAAUGCCACCACCACCCGCUGGGCUCCAAGACUACUGA
Messenger RNA from Cavia porcellus (domestic guinea pig), 2209 nucleotides. Its product is annotated as transport and Golgi organization protein 1 homolog. Gene Ontology annotation, biological process: protein secretion; vesicle cargo loading; endoplasmic reticulum to Golgi vesicle-mediated transport. Bases 143 to 2209 code for a protein of 688 amino acids. The record is from RefSeq and is a predicted model, not a curated record. Gene Ontology annotation, cellular component: endoplasmic reticulum membrane; endoplasmic reticulum exit site. Lineage: Eukaryota; Metazoa; Chordata; Mammalia; Rodentia; Caviidae. The transcript is spliced from 17 exons.